Pungitius pungitius (ninespine stickleback) is the source of this 3583-nucleotide messenger RNA. It is a transcript of the gene slc13a4, whose product is annotated as solute carrier family 13 member 4. The coding region runs from base 14 to 1921 and encodes 635 amino acids. Gene Ontology annotation, biological process: transmembrane transport. Lineage: Eukaryota; Metazoa; Chordata; Actinopteri; Perciformes; Gasterosteidae. Gene Ontology annotation, molecular function: transmembrane transporter activity. The record is from RefSeq and is a predicted model, not a curated record. Gene Ontology annotation, cellular component: membrane. The transcript is spliced from 15 exons.
CACCGGGUCAUCCAUGAGGCUAGAGGCCGCAGCCAGGAUGGAUGUGUUCAGGAAGCUGUGGACUGCGCGGAAGCUGAUACUCGUGGUGUUCAUCCCGCUGUCACUGCUUCCAUUACCUCUCACCCACCCCACCAGCGAGGCAUGCUGUGCGUACGUGCUGAUGGUGACCGCAGUCUACUGGGUUUCUGAGGCUGUUCCCCUGGGGGCUGCUGCUCUGGUACCAGCCUUCCUCUAUCCGCUAUUUGGGGUUCUCAAGUCCAGCGAGGUGGCAGCGGAGUACUGUAAAGACACCACUCUGCUGCUGAUGGGAGUCAUCUGCCUGGCCGCCUCCAUAGAGAAGUGGAACUUGCACAAACGCAUCGCUCUGCGCAUGGUGAUGAUUGCAGGGGCCAAGCCUGGCAUGUUGGUGCUGGGCUUCAUGUGCUGCACAGUGUUUCUGUCCAUGUGGCUCAGCAACACGUCCACCACAGCCAUGGUGAUGCCCAUCGCAGAGGCGGUCCUGCAGCAGCUGAUCUGCACCGGCCUGGCCGACGGCCCUGGCGAUUCCGAAACAACUGAGGCCCCCGAGAGGGACAGCGCUGUUUCAGACAAAGAAGAGAACUUUGACAAAAACAAGCUGGAGCUGCUCUAUCGCAAUGACAGCAGCGACUGCACUAAACAGGAGCUCGCUACAGGCGAGGAUGAAACGAAUGGUUUAGGUGUCAUCGGGCACGCCAACGGACACCUGCCGCAGGUCGCAAUUGAAAUUCCGAAUGUGAAGCGGGUGAAGACCAGGAGGGACUCGCAGUAUCCUACCAAGAAGGAUCACAUGAUCUGUAAAUGCCUGUCGCUCAGCAUCACCUACGCUGCGACCAUCGGAGGCCUCAUCACCAUCACCGGCACAUCCACCAACCUCAUCUUCGCCGAGCAGUUUAACACUCGUUACCCCGACGCAAAGGUCAUCAACUUCGGCACGUGGUUCAUCUUCAGCUUCCCAAUCGCAAUCAUAAUGCUGGUUCUCACUUGGCUGUGGCUGCACUUUCUCUUCCUCGGCUGCAACUUCAGGGAAACAUGCUCGUGGAGUAAGAAACGCAAAACCAGGCGAGAGAUGCUGUCGGAGAAGAGGAUCCAGGAGGAGUACGCCAAACUAGGACCCAUCAGCUACCCAGAGGUUGUGACCGGUGUUUUCUUCAUUCUGAUGACACUGCUGUGGUUCACCAGAGAGCCUGGUUUCGUGCCCGGGUGGACAUCUCUUUUUGAGAAGAAAGGCUACAGGACCGAUGCAACCGUCUCUGUCCUUUUGGGCUUCUUGCUCUUCCUCAUCCCUGCCAGGCGACCCUUCUCCUCCUCUUCCUCCUCCAGCUACAUGGACACAGCACCUGAUGACAAUUCAGAAUCCGAUCCGCUGGCUCCUAUGAUCACGUGGAAGGACUUCCAGAGGCUGAUGCCGUGGGAGAUCGUCAUCCUGGUGGGAGGAGGCUAUGCACUGGCUGCUGGUUGCAAGGUGUCUGGCUUGUCUAUGUGGAUCGGCAGACAGCUGGAGCCCAUGAGUGGUCUUCCUCCGUGGGCCGUCACCCUGCUGGCCUGCCUGCUGGUGUCGGCGGUCACAGAGUUUGCCUCCAACCCGGCGACCCUCACCGUCUUCCUGCCCAUCCUGUCAGCGCUGUCAGAGACCUUACGCAUCAACCCUCUCCACACUUUGAUCCCAUCCACCAUGUGCGUGUCAUUCGGGGUCAUGCUUCCAGUGGGGAACCCCCCCAACGCCAUCGUCUUCAGUUACGGCCACGUGAAGAUCAGCGACAUGGUGAAAGCAGGCUUCGGGGUGAACCUGAUCGGCGUGGCGGUGGUGAUGUUGGCCAUCACCACAUGGGGGGUGCCCCUAUUCAACCUGAAUGAGUUCCCGGCGUGGGCGGUGGCCAGGAACGUCACCGGAGGCUUAUAACCACCGCCGGAUGGGGGAUGAAUCAUUGGAGCGAGAGAGAGAGAGAGAGAGAGAGAGAGAUUUUUUACAGGCCAGUGCUUGCUUGCAAGACAACAAGGAAACAAAUGAAAGAGUAGUGUGUUGCUCGGAUUCCAGUCCUAUUUGGUUCAAAUGGACCUGAUGAUGAAGAGAAGGGGUUAGAAGAAGAGGAGAGCGGAGAACCAUUACCUGUUGCCUAAUAAUUCAAAUCAUAUGGUUUUGGCCAGAAGGGGCCGUCACGAGAAAUGCAGAACUGUGUGGAGCUCUGGAUCCUUUUUCCUUUUGUCCAGGAAGUUUGAUGGAGAUCCCGUUUUCAACCAAUCACUUUUUUUUUCUCUCUUGGUUGAUAAGGAAAUAUUAUUUGUUAUUAUAUUAUUUGAUUUAACAUAGAUAAACACAUCAUGCCUUACUCAGUGGAUCAGUAUUUAGGUGCAAUGUAUUGCAACACAAUUAGCUGGUGACAAGUUUGCUGAGAGAAUAUGAGGCUGCUACUAUGUACCCACUAUCUCAUGAUAGGAUGUCGGUUUUUAAAAGAGGUUAACGCUUGUGUACUGUUUAUGGAUAUUUUCAGAGGGGGCCUGUAUAACUUUGAAAAUCUAGGUGUCUUUAUAUGUGCCUGAUGUCUUUACCAAAGUUUCUGGAGCUGAUUCUGUGUCCCAUCAUACUGUUGAUGCUAAACAAGCAAGUAGCAGUACCCACCGGUUCCUUUUUUUCUGUAUUAUUUCCUGCUCUUUUGGCAUGACUGACUCUUGCGGGAAUUAGACCUCAAACCCUGAAAGUGUCCCUGCCUUGAUUUAAUCAAUUUAAAUUGGGGACAGCAGUAGUGUCAAUGCUUUUUACUGUGUUAGAAUAGUAAGAGUGUAAACAAUCAAACUAUUGUGUGUUUUAUGCCAACUGGAUGUUUAAGCUUUCACUUCUUUGUCUAUGGCCUUAUUUUGGCAUCAUAUUGAAUGCAUCUGAAAUGUUCAUUAUUAGAUUAUGAAGUCUGAGUAUUUUGCCAGCAUGAGUUCACGAGGUUGUUAUGCCACCAUGAUUAAAAACAUUAACUUAUCCAGAAUAAAUGGCCUAUUAUUAUCACAAAGGCCUGUGUCUUAAGAGAUAUGGUGCUUUUGGCAUGUUUGGUCAAAAGGGGAGGUUUCUCUCCCAGCACGUUCAGGCCAACAAGAAAUGUUGAUUUGAGAAGCUGUGAAAGUGCCUCCAAGCUCACAGAGGUUGCGAAUGUAGCAUAAAGCAUAAAAGUGAGAGAGAAGGGUAGCAUUGUUUGUUCAAUCAAUUGUCAAAUCAUUAUUGUUGCCUGAUGUUGAAAAGGUUUAAGCACAACGUUCACUGCCAUGUGCAAAUAUGUCAACGUUUUUUUUAAAUAUAUCCCUGCAUUUUAAAAUAAUGUGGGUAUAAUAAAGGCCUACAAAUUUAAUUUGUAAUUUAUUCAGUUCUGCUGAAGGUUUGACACAUAUUGAUGGUGUUGCAUCAGUAACUUUGACCCAGGGGCCUCACAUUUUUUGUAAAUACACACAAAUUUGUAAUAUAAAGCCUGUUUCCAAAAUGGGCUGUAAUAUUUCUAAAUGUUGUGUUUUUAGGUCUUUUCAAACAGAUAAUAGAGAAACAUUAAAAACACGCACAACAAUAAAACAACUUAAAACCUGA